GAUGGUUUCAGGACGAUUCACCCGAGUCACUUCAUGUGUCGGUUGUGUCCACAUAAGACGUCAUCAUACGGCGACAGUGACGUUUGGCAACGGAUUUCGAUAGGUUCGAUAAGCAUGGCUCCAUCGCCCACCAAGAGGAAGGAUCGCUCUGACGAUAAAACCAAAGAGCGAGGAAAGGAGAAAGUAAGCAGCAAAGACGGAGCGGACAAGGAGAGGACCAGGGAGAAGGGUCACAAACGCCGCAGCGCUUCCACUGGCAGCAGCAGUUCCAGUUCCAGCAGCAGCUCUGGCUCCAGCUCUGGCUCCUCCAGUGGCUCCAGUUCAUCUUCGGCCUCCAGUCGCUCUGGGUCCUCCAGCUCCCGCUCCUCCAGUUCCUCCAGCUCCACUGGGUCACCCACCCCUAACCGUCGUCGCCAUGACAACCGCAGACGUUCUCGUUCCAAGUCCAAGUCUGUGAAGAAAGAUGACAAAGAUCGACGUCGCAGGAGCCCCAGCCCAAGGCCCACUAAGGUGUACCUGGGCCGUCUCACCAGAAACGUCAUCAAGGAACACAUCCAGGAGAUCUUCUCCACCUAUGGGAAGAUCAAGAUGAUUGACAUGCCCAUGGACAGACUCCACCCCCACCUGUCCAAGGGCUACUGCUACGUGGAGUUUGAGACGGCCGACGAGGCAGAGAAGGCCCUCAAACACAUGGAUGGAGGUCAGAUUGAUGGUCAGGAGAUCACCGCCACUGCUGUGCUGGCCCUCAGGGUGCGCCCACCCCCUCGCCGCCCCAGCCCACCCCGCAGGAUGCCCCCUCCUCCGCCCAUGUGGCGCCGGACCCCCCCACGAAUGAGAAGGAGGUCCCGGUCGCCUCGGCGACGGUCUCCAGUGCGCCGCCGUUCCCGAUCUCGCUCACCUGGACGAAGACGCCAUCGCUCUCGUUCCAGCUCCAACUCUUCGCGAUGAAGAGCAGCAGGGGGUCACAGAAUCCUCUGUGGAUUUCUCCAAACUCUGUGCGCAUGGCAGAGCAUCAGUGUGACCUGCAGUGCUAUAUGAGCUGCCUUUUAAUGAGACUUCAAGACCGUCUCUCCACUGAUGGCCAUGUUAUGAAGGGAGCAAAGUUUGUUUGCAGCUCUAUCCUGUUGAUGUGUUUAUCCUUUAGACAUAUUUUAGUGUUUGUACAACUUAUUAUGAUUGUGUACUUGUACAUAAGAGAAAGAGUUUGUAUAGAUAAAACCUUUAGGGUGCUGUGUUUUAGUUUGACCUUACUCUUAGUUAACACAGAUGGCACGCCGUUUUUUCGUUGCUGUUUGUCUGGUUCAGUUCUUCUGAAACAAACACACUGCAUGACGCUGUCGUCGAUUUCUAUUACCAUAGUGAUUUAUGGUCCAGAACUGUCUACUUGUGUGAUGUGCAACAAUGUGAUUCCGAGGGCCUUUGUCAUUAUCAGAUUUAUGUGUUCUAUUGACAAUAAAAUGAGUGAAAGCUCAACAAAACAACCA
This is a messenger RNA of Clupea harengus (Atlantic herring), 1484 nucleotides long. RefSeq lists its product as uncharacterized. Gene Ontology annotation, cellular component: nucleoplasm; ASAP complex; cytoplasm. NCBI's taxonomy places the organism in Eukaryota, Metazoa, Chordata, Actinopteri, Clupeiformes, Clupeidae. Gene Ontology annotation, molecular function: RNA binding. Gene Ontology annotation, biological process: mRNA splicing, via spliceosome. The record is from RefSeq and is a predicted model, not a curated record.